GAGCUCCUUGUCAAUUUCUUUGAGAGGUCUAAACAAGAUCCUUCUUACUGGGAAACCAUCUCGAUGGGUGGCCUGAAACGCAUACAAGAGAAGUAUACAUGGCAAAUUUACUCUGAUAGGCUAUUGACACUGGCUGGAGUUUACGGAUUCUGGAAGUACGUGUCCAAGCUUGAUCGCCUCGAGAUCAGACGAUAUCUUGAAAUGUUUUAUGCCCUCAAAUAUCGCAAGCUGGCUGAAGAUGUUCCCCUGGCAGUCGAUGAGUAGACAAAUCAAAAGAGGGCAAGCAUGGGGGAGUUUCCAAAUGAAGUUUUCUGUGAUGUUUUAAUAAAACGACGGUUGAGACUGUGAGAAGAAAAUGCUGUUUUCAAUUUCAGUUUUAAAUGUGAGACUUUUUGUUAUUCAUUUCAUGGUUGGGCAAAUGAUUUUUGUGUCUUUUAAGUUGAAUCCUCGCUCGGAUACCACUUUUGCAUUGCAGAAUUCGAGUUCUUGACAGACUCGAGUGAAAAAAAUAAAAAAUAAAAAAAUGAUAUUCUAUAAUUUCAUCGACUGAAUUAAUGGAAAAGAUUGUCAAAAAUCAAGAAUAGAUGAACUGCCAGUGUUGUUAAGCCCUUCGACAUGGUUAAACUGGGUCGAAGGUACUUAGUCCUUUGAACGUUUUCGAUUCAAUUUCAGGACGGAUUUAAAAACACUGGUUAGUUGAUCGAGUGUAUAACGCCCAUUAACUGACAUAAAAGUUAGUUUUGCUGCUGCUUCUUUGCUUCUUAAGCAUUGCCCAGGCAGUUUUCUCUGGCAUUGCAACAAAAUUUUCUGCUCAUUUUUGCUUAGAAAAAUGGAGCCUAGAAAUGCCAUCAGAAAUUCUCAAUUCUUCAAGAAACUAGCAAAAACUCGAAGAAAAACCAUAAUUCUCAUUGUAUUUCUCCCGAUCGUGGCACUUCUCAUUGCUCUAAAUUUCAAGCAUCCGUCAUCGUCAUCAUCAAGAAUUGAUCAUCAACCGUUGAUUCAAUCUCCGCCAUUAAUCGGGCUGCAUUUAUUCAUCAAGAAAGCCUGUGCCACCACACUAUACCCUUCUUUAUGCCUAUCCAGCCUAGCCUCCAUUCAUGGCUCCAAGAACGCCACCAGUUUCCGUCGAAUUCUCGAGGUGGCAAUUAAUCGAACACUUGAACAUGUGAAGGCCACGCAACAAGAUAUCUUGGCUCAUUUUAGACACCAAGAUUUGAAUUCACAGGAAAAUAAUGCACUAAAAGAUUGCAUGGAAAUGUUGGAUCAGACCCUUUAUGAACUUGCACAAGCAGUUGAAGAUCUACGAAUUUCUUCCCCAUCUUAUGUUCGAAUGUCGUAUGGGGAUCUCAAAACCCUACUGAGUGCAGCCAUGACUAAUGAAAACACCUGCAUUGAUGGGUUUUCAGACCUGGAAGAACUGAAUAUUGAUAACCAAACGGGUCACAAAGAACAUCUUCAGAAUUUGUUAACUCCAAUUUCUCGCAUGAUCAGCAAUAGUCUAGCCAUGAUCAAAUACGUGGAGAGCAAAGCCCCGAAACAAAAUCUCAAGAAACCAAGAAUUCUGAGUACUAAAUUGCCAGAAAAUGACGAGUUUAAAGACUGUGUUCAUCGGAGGAGAACGAUGCAGGAAACGACAAACAGAUUAAGGCCAGAUGUGAUUGUGAGUUCAAAUGGCACUGGAAAUUACACAACAAUUGGUGAGGCAAUUGCAGUGGCACCAAAUAUGAGUAUGAACAGAUUUGUGAUUAGGAUCAAGGCAGGAAUUUAUGAAGAAAAUGUGUUGAUUCCAAGAGAGAAGAUUAAUAUCAUGUUAGUUGGAGAUGGUAUGAACUCAACAAUUAUCAAGGGAUGGAGAAAUUUUGCAGAUGGCUUUUCUACCUUUGCAUCAGCUACCUUAAGUAAGUCUCGUUAAACUUCUCUGUCACUAAUUUCUUCGUCUAUAAACACAAAAACGCCAGAACUAACAGAUUUUUGGCAUUAUAACAAGGUCAGGCACGUUGAGAUCUACGACGCAUCAUACUGUAUUUUCGACUUUGAAUUCAAGAAUUGGAGCUAGUAGAGUUUGUAGGUUCUUUAUUGCAUUAUGGUGUGUGUAUAGUAGGACUUACGAUGAGCAACAAGAAAUUUGAAGUAUAUACUUUAUUCGAUACAAACUCAAAUUUGAAAAAGACCUUGUUCAAUCCUCUUCUCUUGAUUUCUCGAACCGAAAAAUCCAUGAAUUGAGAUAUUGAUGCCAGGCCUGGACGCCACUGUCCUUGGCAGCCUGCCUGUUUCCGCACCACUAAGAUGGGUCGCGCACUCC
This is a messenger RNA of Olea europaea var. sylvestris, 2302 nucleotides long. Its product is annotated as pectinesterase/pectinesterase inhibitor U1-like. NCBI's taxonomy places the organism in Eukaryota, Viridiplantae, Streptophyta, Magnoliopsida, Lamiales, Oleaceae. Gene Ontology annotation, molecular function: pectinesterase activity; pectinesterase inhibitor activity. Gene Ontology annotation, biological process: cell wall modification. The record is from RefSeq and is a predicted model, not a curated record. The coding region runs from base 830 to 1912 and encodes 360 amino acids. The transcript has 4 exons.